Molecule: messenger RNA, 624 nt
Organism: Prosopis cineraria
Lineage: Eukaryota; Viridiplantae; Streptophyta; Magnoliopsida; Fabales; Fabaceae
Exons: 5
Coding region: 1-624 (207 amino acids)
Source: RefSeq, a predicted model, not a curated record
AUGGCUUCUGAUAGUGAGUCUGUUGAUACCCCUCCAUCAAUUCUAGCUACGAAUUCGACUGAGCUUUUGGUAAAACAAGAGGAUUGGGAUGCUUUUGUUGCCUCACAGCGUGAGAAGGAAUUCAAGGAUUCCAUCUCUCAGGAAGUCUCACAGGGCAACCUUCCUAAGGAUGAAGAUAUCUUGGCUAGGGCAUUAAGAACUGUUAACCAACCUGGUCAUGGCAAGAACAAUUGCAAUUUUUUAGUAGAAACUCUUGAAAGUAGAGUAGUUGCAACAGGGUGUGUGUAUAACAUUUCCAGGGAUAUGAUCCAUAAUCAUCCCCUCCUGCCCAACUGUGUUAGAGUUUAUCUACUUGUUGCCAUCGACCCUAACUAUCUAUUGCCUGUUCCUACUAAUGAGGCACAGACGGUGGGGGAAGCAGUAGGAAGCUUCGUUGCAUGGCCUAACCACCUUGUAAUAGUGGUAACAUCAAAGUCAGCAAAGGACCCAAUGCCUCCAAAGAAAAAGUACUUUGAGGAUGCCUACUGUGUUCGAUAUGCAGCUGCACAUAUAGAGGAAAACCUUGAAGAGGUAGCUCAGGCCGUGUUUAACAUAUGGAUAGCAGUAGUGGUUAGACCCAAUUAG